Molecule: messenger RNA, 2328 nt
Organism: Lachancea lanzarotensis
Lineage: Eukaryota; Fungi; Ascomycota; Saccharomycetes; Saccharomycetales; Saccharomycetaceae
Gene: AFG2
Product: LALA0S03e07096g1_1
Exons: 1
Coding region: 1-2328 (775 amino acids)
Cellular component (GO): cytoplasm
Molecular function (GO): ATP binding; ATP hydrolysis activity
Source: RefSeq, a predicted model, not a curated record
AUGGCUCCCAAGACAUCCAGCUCGAGCGGUAAGAAGAAGGCUAGCUCUGGUACUCCAGAGGAAUCGAAAAUGCCAAAAUUCAAGCUUCCGACGACUUUUAUAGCGAGACCUACGUUUAAAAACGAUGAACGUUCUAUUUGCAAUGUGUACAUGUGCAAGGAGGUGUUGAAGGCUCUUGAGAUUGAAGCAGGAGGUCUCUGCAUAGUUGGAAAGCUGAGUGAAAAUGGUGUGGUGGGUGUAGCUCAGCCAGGAGAUGAUUCUCAGCCUUGCAACGUGAUACAGCUGUCAGGGCCGCUCAGAUCGGUAGGAAACGUCUUACUGGGAGAUCGUUUGGAAGUGAGGAAGGCCACAUUUCAACCGGAAUAUGCCUCUAGUGUCACCUUAGGAUCAAGACAGAACAUGCAACUUCCGGAAUCUGCUGAAAAGCACAUCUCGAAGCUGUUGGAUGAAUGCGGACUUAUAAUGCCGGGAAUGGUGAUUCUGGGACGAGAAGUGAGUGAAAACCUAAAUCUCGACCUCGUUGUCACUGCUGUCAACGAUGAGGUUGCCGAGGAGCUACCCAACAUUGCAAAAUUGGACAUAAGCGGCUCAAACAUCGAGCAAAACCAAGUUUUCUACUUAUCACCGCCUGCGAUUUUCCGUAAGGGCCAUACCAAGAUCAUUCUUGGCGCAGAUAUCGCUCCUUCGAUAAAAUAUGGUCUUCCUCAGCCUAUUAGCUAUGGGAGCGUUGGAGGAUUAAAGAGAGAAGUAGACCUGCUCAAAAGAACCAUUGAACUUCCGCUUAACGAGCCAACACUUUUUGCUGAAUUUGGGGUAACUCCGCCACGGGGGAUUCUACUUCACGGUCCACCAGGAACCGGUAAAACUAUGUUGUUGAGAUGCGUUGCUAGUGAGGCUAAUGCACAUAUACUCACGAUAAAUGGGCCAUCGAUCGUCUCCAAAUAUUUAGGGGAAACUGAAGCUGCUUUACGGGAUAUUUUCAAUGAAGCGAAACUGUACCAGCCAUCGAUCAUUUUCAUUGACGAAAUCGAUUCGUUGGCCCCGAGCAGGUCCAGCGAUGAUUCGGGUGAGGUGGAAAGCAGAGUUGUUGCUACAUUACUUACUUUGAUGGAUGGUAUGGGCAGUUCUGGCCGUGUUGUGGUUGUAGCCGCUACAAAUAGGCCUAAUGCGGUGGACUCGGCUCUGAGGAGACCCGGGAGACUGGAUCAGGAGGUAGAGAUUGCAAUUCCAGAUGUUGAUGCCAGACACGACAUUCUAGCUAAGCAGUUUGAGAAAGUUUCGGUGAAGCGUCAUGAACUAACAGCUGACGAUGUUGAAUAUAUUGCAUCCCGCACACACGGUUAUGUUGGUGCAGACCUGGUAGCGCUGUGUCGUGAGUCCGUGAUGAAAACUGUGCAGAGGGGCAUGAUUCAAGGUUUGGCUAGAGAAAGCUUAAAAAUAACACUCAAAGAUGUUGAAGAUGCCAUGGCUGAAAUUCGUCCCAGCGCCAUGAGAGAAAUUUUUUUGGAGAUGCCCAAAGUUUUUUGGUCAGAUAUCGGUGGUCAAGAAGACCUCAAAGUGAAAUUGAGGGAGAUGAUUCAAUUACCGCUAGAGGCUUCGGGGUCAUUUGAGCGACUCGGCGUGUCGGCUCCAAAAGGUGUGCUACUAUAUGGACCACCGGGCUGUUCCAAGACUUUGACUGCCAAGGCCUUAGCUACGGAAUCCGGGGUCAAUUUUUUGGCGGUAAAAGGACCUGAGAUCUUUAACAAAUACGUCGGUGAGUCCGAGAGAGCGAUUAGAGAAGUAUUUCGAAAGGCCAGAGCAGCCUCUCCCAGCAUUAUAUUUUUCGAUGAGAUUGAUGCUUUAUCACCAGACCGGGACUCUGGUGGCUCUACCUCUGCUGCUAACCAUGUGCUUACGUCGUUAUUGAACGAGAUCGAUGGUGUCGAGGAACUGAAUGGUGUGGUAAUUGUGGCUGCAACAAAUAGACCUGACGAGAUUGACCAAGCUCUCUUGAGACCCGGAAGACUGGACCGUCAUAUUUACGUGGGUCCGCCGGAUUAUGAUGCCAGAAUCCAGAUUUUGAAGAAAAACACGAAAAAUUUCCAGCUUGAAAACGCUGAAGAGCUUCUUACCGAAUUGGCAGGGAAAACUGAUGGGUGCUCAGGUGCAGAGGUUGUUCUUUUAUGUCAGGAAGCUGGGCUUGCAGCAAUUAUGGAAAAUCUGGAAGCCGAGCGAGUAGAGAGACGACACUUUGAAAAGGCCCUGAGCGGAAUUGCACGAGGGAUUGACGACGAAAUGCUAGAAUAUUACCGUAAUUUCCAGAAUCGUAGUGGCAUUUCAGCUUAA